Messenger RNA from Culex quinquefasciatus (southern house mosquito), 525 nucleotides. RefSeq lists its product as uncharacterized. The transcript has 2 exons. The record is from RefSeq and is a predicted model, not a curated record. The coding region runs from base 7 to 390 and encodes 127 amino acids. Lineage: Eukaryota; Metazoa; Arthropoda; Insecta; Diptera; Culicidae.
CACGAGAUGCUGAGCGUGACCGUGAAUUUGCUCGAGGCGGGGAUCGCAGCCGCGAGUGGUCUCGGGGAAGAAACCGCAACCGCGAAUGGCCUCAAGACGGUGACCGCAACCGCGAACAGGUUCAAACCGGCGAACGAGGGCGCGAAUGGACUAGAAACAGGGGCCGCAACCGAGAAUGGACUCAAGACGAGGACCGCAAGAGGAAGUUCACUCCGGAAAACACCACCAAACCAGCGACGCGUCGAUUUGACGAGGCGACCCCGAAGCGUUUCCGUAAUGAUGACCGUGGACGAGGACGGCGUGCGAAGUGUUCUCGAUGCCUCGGCUUUGCCCACGGGGCCAGAGAUUGUCCAGCGAUGGACAAACUGUGUUUUCUGUGCAACGAGAUAGGCCAUUUUUCGGUCGCUUGCCGGCAGAGACGAUCCAAGCCGAGCGGCGCCAACGCUGAGCAGCACAUCAACGCACUAUCUCUCCAAGACGUUCUCGUGGAUUGUAGCCUAGGCGGAUCGAUCCCUAUUCAGUUCC